AUGGCCAGCGACAAGUUCAGCCCAAACAAGACCUACAACUGUGGAACAAACAUUACAAACAACGAGGAGCUGAGGCUUGUGAUGGUGGGAAAGACUGGGACUGGGAAGAGUGCUACUGGAAACACCAUUCUGGGUCGAUGGUGCUUUGAAUCCAAAUGCAGCGCCAAAUCCAUGACUGUUGACUGCUCUAAAGGCUCCAGUAAUAUUGAUGGACAGCAGGUUGCUGUCAUUGAUACUCCAGGUUUGUUCAACACCAGGUUUGGAGAAGAUAAAACCAGAAAAGAUCUGAGUCAGUGCAUCUGUUACGCUUCUCCUGGACCCCACAUCUUCCUGGUGGUCGUUGCAAUCGGCAGAUUCACAGAAGAAGAAAAACAAUCAGUGCAAAAGAUUCAAGAAAUCUUUGGAGAGGCAGCAGACAGAUACAGCAUGGUUCUGUUUACCCGUGGAGACGAUCUUGAUGAUACCACCAUUGAGGAUUAUUUGUCUGAAAGCCCAGAUCUGCAGGAUCUGGUGUCCAAAUGUAAUAACCAGUAUCAUGUCUUCAACAACAAGCUGAAAGAUAAGAAACUUCAGGUCACUGAUCUGCUGAAGAAGAUCAGAACCAUUGUUGACAGGAAUGGAGGAAGUCACUACAACAAUGAGAUGUUCCAAGAGGUAGAGAGGGAAAUCAAAGAGGAGAAACAACGAAUCCUGAAGGAGAAAGAAGAAGAAAUACGUAAAGGGAAAGAAGAAGUGGAGAGAAAAAUAAAAGAAAAGUAUGAUGAAGAGAUUCAGAGAAUGUUUGAACAAUUCCAGGCUGAGAAAAAGAGGGAGAAGAGAAAUGAGAGAAAAGAGAUGCAGAAGAGAAAAGAGGAGAGGGAAAGGAUUGAGGUGGAGAGACAGAGAGAGUUUGCAGCCCUGAAGGAAAAGCAGAAGAGAGAAAUUCAAGAGGCAAAAUCCAGGCUGCAGCUCCAGCAUGAAUCUAAGGCCAGAGAAGAAGCUGAGCGAAAUAAUCCUGUCCUUCUUUUGAUUAAAGCUGGAAAGCACUUUGGGCUGCACCAGAUCUACUACAUCAAGAUUGAGUUUAGAAUGCUGGUUUAUGCAAUGCAGGCCCCAGAGCUCUACCGUCGCCUCCUGCGGCCCAGCCCCCGAGCCGACGUCGCCCGCCGGACCUCCCCUGUGGGUUCUGCUUUCUGUGCCGCGGACGCCCGCCGGACCUCCCACGAUGGUCGGCCUCCUGUGCCUCCGCCCACUCUGCUGGCUGCUGCGUCACACUGA
Xiphophorus maculatus (southern platyfish) is the source of this 1257-nucleotide messenger RNA. Its product is annotated as GTPase IMAP family member 4-like. NCBI's taxonomy places the organism in Eukaryota, Metazoa, Chordata, Actinopteri, Cyprinodontiformes, Poeciliidae. Gene Ontology annotation, molecular function: GTP binding. The record is from RefSeq and is a predicted model, not a curated record.